Molecule: messenger RNA, 2052 nt
Organism: Anneissia japonica
Lineage: Eukaryota; Metazoa; Echinodermata; Crinoidea; Comatulida; Comatulidae
Exons: 7
Coding region: 469-2052 (527 amino acids)
Molecular function (GO): signaling receptor activity
Source: RefSeq, a predicted model, not a curated record
AGGGACAUCUUAACGUUUUUUGACUUAAGACAUUUGCUAAGCUGAGAUUGAUAAAUCCCGGGCCUGGAUCUUAAAAACAAAUUACUACAUUAGGACCUAAUGCGAAGCCUGGUGGUUGUCGUGGCAGAGCCCAGAGUCUAUGGGCCGAGCUCAGUAGGCAUACGUCAGGGAAACUCCUUUAGCUUAUGAAUUUAAGGGAUCUAAUCGAUUUAAGAAUCUAAUAAUUUGCUUUAAUAAAGUUUUAAAAUGUGUAGUAUCUUUGCUGUUAGCGAUCUACUGAAUCCACUGUGUUCCAAACAGGACUACAUGCUCAGGUAAAUGACUGCAGUAGCCUAACAUAUUUCCAUAAUAUGUAUUACUUCACUUACUUGUUACUUGUUCCACUUAUAGCUGUCAUCAUGUUGAAGACACUUGGCCAUAAAAGAAAAAUUAUAUUUACUCCUUUUGAAUUAUAUUGUAUAUUUAGUCAUGGGAAGCGAGGAGGAGAAUCUCGAUUUAUAUUUAGGAUUCGUGUUAGAAGAUAGACCCGCCGCCGACACGUCAGACGCGGUGGUUACUGUGCUGAUAAACGAUGAGCCCCUGCCGUCAGGUCAACUAAAUAGAUCAAGACUCGUCUUCCAAGUGGAGGAUUCAAAUCCUUACCAAUAUGAAUCGUAUGGACCUGACAUCCAAGAACCUACAAUGCGUUUUAGUAGAAACGCCGGCGUUUCAGAACAUUCGAUACAAGUCUACUUCUAUUUGUCCAUACCCAAACUUCAGAAUCGCUCUUAUACGUUGGUUCCUAAAUGGAAAUCGCCACAACUUGACAGCAGCAAUUUGAAAAUAAUAGGUAUUGAGAAGUUUUUUAAUGAAAAUUCGAUGUAUGGACUCAACAUACCCUGUGUGACGAGGCCAGUAACCGAUGGCAUUCCAGGGAGAAGCGUCGUGUUAGGUAGAAUGGUGAAUGCCGGAUAUAGCGCUCAGUCCUCACGCUACAACGAAAUCUAUGCAAAGGUAACCGUGAGCCAUGAAAUGUGUAACCUGCAUGCAGAGGGCGCAAAUGCAUUUUACCUAUAUGCUCACUAUUCUCCAACACAGUUUGUGUACGUGGAAUCGAGUGUUAACUAUGUUCCUGUUGAAACACAGCUAACAGCCCAUCAUAGUCCGCCGGUUCUUGUAGUGGAAUGUUCUCCAACAAACGAUGUCUUGGUGUCAACACCUGUUGACUGCACAGUUAAUGUUACAUUUGCUGAAUCACAUACAUCCGUGAACAUCGACAUUCAACUUACGUCGUCAGGAGAUCUGUUAGUGUUCAAUUUUAUACUCGACGCGAUCCACGUUCACACGGUCGGCAGCAGGUUGAAUUUGAGCACAGAUGCGUUCUCUUACCAGUUAAGCUCCUCGGAGGACGCUGCGGUGGACGAAAAACUUCUGACCAAUAUUGGCUCAGUGGAGCUUAUAGAAAAUACAUGUGCGAGAGGAUGGCAAUUUAAUGGUAACAAGUGCUACACGUAUGCUGGUAAUGCAUCUUCUUAUAGUAACGCAACCCGAAUGUGUAAUGAUGUGAACGGUACUAUAAUAUCCAUUUUAUCCGAGCAUGAAAAUACAUUUGUAAGACAAUUUGUGAAUAACAGCAACGGUAGUCUGGUCAUAUGGCUUGGAAUAACAGACUUGUCGGUAGAGGGCGAUUGGAGGUGGGCCGAUGACAAAGAUGAUUCCGUCUACUCAAAUUGGCAGACACUGAAGGCAUGUGAUUGGACAACGAACUGUGCAGUUAUUGAUGUUAAUGGAACAUGGACUUUCAAACAAUGUGAAGGACUUGAUUUAGACAUAGCUGUUGUUUGUGAACAAGAAAUCGUUGAGAAAGCUCAGCAGACAUCCUUUUGUAUGGACUUCUCAUUUAUACCGCUGUCAUCACCACAGGACUUUAUCAAUAUAGCUGUUUUAGUAAAUAAAGACGGUCUUAUAGAAAAUACCACUACGCAGGUCUCCAUCAGGCGUGACGCAUCAUCGAGGCCGGUAUUACAGCUGACCUAUGAAUUUAAUUCUUCAGAAAGUUAUAAUCUUGGGUAA